Chelonus insularis is the source of this 683-nucleotide messenger RNA. RefSeq lists its product as uncharacterized. The coding region runs from base 85 to 612 and encodes 175 amino acids. The record is from RefSeq and is a predicted model, not a curated record. The transcript is spliced from 3 exons. NCBI's taxonomy places the organism in Eukaryota, Metazoa, Arthropoda, Insecta, Hymenoptera, Braconidae.
UCGCAAUCAAUGAUUGAAAAUAUUUAAAAUACAAAUAACGCAUCAGGAGAAAAUAGAAAAAUUCACUUUAAAUUUUAAAAAAGCAUGGAAACUGUGAAGGACUAUGUAGAAUGUUUGAAUACUCACUGGAUGGUAAUGAUCAUAGCUGGUUUAUACACCCAUGUCAGACAAAUAUGUAUAAUAGGACUAUGUUUCGAAGACAAAACAGUAUUUUAUCCAACGUAUUCAUCUCUCCUUUUUACUUUUUCUGUCUUAUCAGUAAUUGCUGAAUAUAAACCUUGGCCAAGAUCUCUCAAAAAACCACCAGCAUAUCUUUUAUACAUAUAUGAGAUGUUAGUAGCAUCUUUGGUUGCGAAUUUAACAACACGUGUCAUUUGGAUGCCACUUUUAAAUUCAACUUGGUAUCUGACUCAAGAAUCUAGUGAAUGGCUUAAAUGGGCUAAUUCAGCAAUGGGGUUAAACAAUAAAUCACCAAUUAUUCAGUUUGCAAACUAUAUGGCAAAAGAAGAUGCAGCCUGUCAUGUAACAUUAUGUAUAUCGAUACUUUCAUUUUUGUGGAUGAUGGAUGCAACAGAAUCGCUUGAUACGCUUCUUGAUUAUAUGACAAUGUAAAUUUCUCAAUUGAUGUUUAGCAUUUAACACCAGCAAAUUAUUUAUAAAAAUUUAUUAUUUAUCGAUUAACG